AUGAAGGGACGUAGAAAAGUUAAUAAGAAAAACAUUCCAAAACAAAGACAAAAAUGGUUCAAUCAGAAAUGUCAUACACUCAAAAAGAAUCUUCGAAACCUAGGUAAAUUGAUUACUAUAUAUCCAAAUAACACAUAUCUAAAACAUACAUUUUUCUCAAAAAAGAAAGAAUAUAAAUGUUUACUAAGGAAACUGAAAAGACAGUUCCAUAAUACCAUAUUAGAAAAAAUUGAAGCUUUAGCCGACAAUAACCCCAAUGAGUAUUGGAAGUUAGUAAAUUCUAUUAAGACUAGUCAGAAGUCUAAAGACCAUAAUGAAAUAUCAUCUUCUGAAUGGUUUGAAUAUUUCAAAAAUCUCAAUAAGAAUGAGCAUCUUUGCUCAGAGGAGUCAAGUACUGAAGCCAAAAUUGUUAAAGAUUACAAUAAGUGGGCAGCACAAAAAAUCGAUGUUCUUGAUCGACCGAUUUCCACUGAAGAAUUAUACAAGAUUUCAAAAAAACUGAAAAAUAAAAAGCAUGCGCCAAUGAUCCAUUAUCGAAU
Paramuricea clavata is the source of this 539-nucleotide messenger RNA. NCBI's taxonomy places the organism in Eukaryota, Metazoa, Cnidaria, Anthozoa, Malacalcyonacea, Plexauridae. The record is from the annotation of a GenBank genome assembly.